AUGCCGCAUGUUACGUUAAACGAAGUCAACAAAUUAUCAUUGCUGCGAGCUUUGGAGAGUGGACAAUGUCUAAGUAUGAGUUUUCGCUCCUGGGAUCUGUAUGAGUACCCUUUGCUGCAGAGUACGACGAAACAUUCAUGGGCUGUUAAAACUGCAAUUCAGCUCGAGAAACCGCGCUUCGUUAUCUUUGCAUUGCAGACUGGUCGAAAAAAUAUGUCUCAAGAUGUUACAAUCUUUGACGACUGUAAUUUGAUCAACGUAAAACUUUAUCUAAACUCCGAAUUUUAUCCGUAUGACGAUAUGAAUUUAGACUUUCGUAAAUCUAGAUAUGCAAUUCUGUAUGACAUGUAUCGACGUUUUGGUAAAUCUUAUUAUGGAUAUGAGUGUGAAACGCUGCUCAACGUAAUCACAUUCCUGGAAAAAGGGCCUUUUGCGGUCACUGACUGUUCGCGACAAAACGAAUGCGUCAAGAGUGCUACCGUAGAUGUGCGCAUAGAAUUUGAUUGCAAAGAAAAUGUUCCCGCGAAUACUACCGCUUAUUGUCUCAUUUUACAUGAUCGUGUAAUUGAAUAUUGUCCGUUGUCCAACGUAGUGCGCAAAAUCACGUAA
Messenger RNA from Monomorium pharaonis (pharaoh ant), 609 nucleotides. RefSeq lists its product as uncharacterized. The coding region runs from base 1 to 609 and encodes 202 amino acids. The transcript has a single exon. The record is from RefSeq and is a predicted model, not a curated record. NCBI's taxonomy places the organism in Eukaryota, Metazoa, Arthropoda, Insecta, Hymenoptera, Formicidae.